CGUAGGCUAGAGGGUAAAGGUCAGGACAGGUCUAGAGAUGGUUGCACUAGCGAAAGUUGCCGGGCAGAUAAAACCGUCUCCGUGAAGCAAAGGGAGGCGAGAUGGUGCAUUCUUCGCGGUGCGGCUGAUCCAACUUUAACCGCCUCAGCCGACGAUCCCUGCUCUACUCCUCUCGAGUCUCCCUCCGUCCAGUCCAAUGAGCGUCGCGUACGAGCUGCUGUGGCGUUUGCUGCACGCCUUGUUCAGCGUCCAGCGCGCGCUGGUCGCCUGGGGCCGCGGUUGGUUCGGAGGUCACGGCUCGUGGCUCAGCCGUUGGCGGCGGCGCGCGGCUACGGCCGCCACCGCCGCCUCGCGGGCCCUCUUAGCUCCGGCGGCGGCCGCGAAUCCUUUCGCCUUCCACAAGCCGGCGGCUGUGGGGCGGAAAGUGGUGGGCGCCGGUGGCCGGUGGCGGAGGGAUGCGAAAUCUCUGCAGAAACUGCCGGGCCACGUGGGGCUGGUGGUGACCGAGGAGGAGCAGAGCUACGCGGAUGUGGCCAGCUUAGUGGUGUGGUGCAUGGCGGUGGGCAUCUCCUAUGUCAGCGUCUACGACCACGAAGGUAUUUUCAAAAGAAAUAAUUCAAGGCUGAUGGAUGAAAUUUUAAAACAGCAGCAGGAAUUGUUGAAUCUUGGCUGUUCCAAAUAUACAGUGAAAUUUGCAAAUCAGGAGAAAACAGAUCAAGUUUUAAAUUGCCAAUCUGUAUUGAACGUGCUGUCCUCAGAGGAUGGAAAAACAGAUAUCGUAAGAGCAGCUCAGAAAUUUUGCCACUUAGUAGCACAAAAGCAAAAGAAAUGCACAGAUCUGGAUAUAAACAUCUUGGAGAAUUUAUUAAGCAGUACUAAUGGCUUUCCUGAUCCUGACCUAAUAGUAAAGUUUGGUCCUGUGGACAGUGUCCUGGGAUUUCUUCCCUGGCAAAUCAGAUUGACAGAGAUUGUUUCUUUGCCUUCGCAUGUGAAUGUCAGCUAUGAUGAAUUCUUCUCUGCCCUUUGUUACUAUGCAUCCUGUGAUCAGCGUGUUGGAAAAUGAUUUAUUGCAGAAUUCUAUCAAGAUUUCUUUGGAAAGGACCAAGGUCUCUGUUUACAAAUAGCUGUGAUACAUGCAAGUCCAGUACAUAGUCUUUUAAUUUAUCAAACUCAAUAAAGUGUCUUAUCCUUUUUAGAAUUUGUAUGUGUGUGUACUCAUAAUCUGUGAAGGUAUGAGAAAGCAAUGGUUUACUGCUGUCUAAUAAUGGUAUAUCAUGAACGUUGUAAAAAUAGUUGUUUAAAGAUUUCAGACUUAUUUUUUCCAGUGAUCAAAUUCUUAUUACUAGAAAUAUUUACAUGCAAUUAUAUAUAUAAAAAAGUCAAAGUAGCACUGCAGUCAAUAAAGUGCACAUUCUCAGCUGAAGUCACCUCAUAAAUUUCUGAAAUCUUACUUUACAUCUUUUUCACCAGACUUACACUUGACUUCCUUAGCCCUAGAUUCUAGGAACACAUUGUGAAUUGAUUAUCUGCAAACAUUUAUAAAAAUGUCUGACAGGGUGAGACUGGACAGAGGGAACAACUAAUGUUAAAACUGAUUAAGAUUAAAUCAGCAAUUAUGGGAAUUAUGGGCUUUAUAAUUAUGGACCAUUCUUUCUGUCUGGGAGAGCUGAAGUUUAAAUAGCAUGGUGGAUUGUGUGGAAGAAUGGAUGUGGGAAUAAUGGAGCAUCCUUAUGUAAACUGAACUUUUCCAAAUGCAACAUGAACAAUUGGACCUCUCUAUUCUAUUUUAGAAUAGCAUAUUAACAUCUCAGAGUGAAGGUAAGUUUUUUUAAAAGGCUUGUGUUUUCCUUUAUGAAAAAGAUUGGCUCUAUUUUCAACAUGAAUAUUCACCAUGUUAUCUUUAUUUCAACCAUACGUUAACCCAUCUGGAUGAUGAUGAGUGUGGCAGAAUACACUCAGUUUAUGUCUGGCUAAGAAACAGUAGCACCAAACAGUGAAUGUUAAUUCAAUACGUGCUGAUAAUUUUUUUGAAUUUUGACAUCAAUACACUGUAACAUGAUUACUUGCAUAAAUGAUUGUGGCAGUUAUUGUGUGACAGUGUAUUAAUAAAACAAUGCAACAAAUGUAUUGAGGCUAAAAUUCAUUUAUUUGUCAGCUAAUUUCCUGCAGCAACUUUGUAGUGCUGCUUAAUAUAUAUAAUGUGAGAUUUUUCUCCAAACCUCUAACUUAAUAUUAUAUCCCUAAGUCCUUGCAAGUUUUUAAACAGACUGUCCAGUGAAUACUGUUUCAAUUGCAUAUUUUUAAGAAUAGCAAAACCAUUUUUAUGAUAAUAUUUUGGUUUAAAAGGGAACAGAAACUUGAAUCUAUUUUGUGAAUGUCUUUUUUGUAAAUAUCUCCAAUUAAUGGAGUAAAAUAUUGCAGAAUAUUGAGAAUAGUAUUUUUCUCCUUUUUUAAAUAAAAGUGGUACUUGAUACAUCUGUGACAAAAUUAUGGAUUAACUGACCAUGGGGUGUUUUUGUUUUAAAAAAAGAAUGCUUACUACUGUGAGCUUAUGAUGUAAAUGGGCAUCAAGACAAUAUACAUAGAUCCUGGAAUUUCAAAAUCUAUCUUCCAAUUUCUGCUAUAGUGAUCAUAAAUGUGCAAUAUAUUUCAGGAAUGUUCAUGCAUCCAUUUCUAUGAAGUCGUUCAGGAAACUGCAUUUUAAUGAAGAUAGGUUUUGGAACAUAUUCUACAGAAAAUACUGAAAAUUAUGACUUGGUGUAUGUAAAUUAAUUGAAAGACCUAAUGAGAACUGACAUCUAAAUAUCAGAGCUAUGAGCUUAGCAAAACAAUUAUAGUGUAAGUUAUGAGAAACAAAAUAGCAAAUUCUCCAGCAUGAGGAUGGAUAAUCCAUGGAUUGGGUUUCCUGACGUCCCUUCUACCCAAUUAGACUAAGACUGAGAGAUAGCCACGCCUCUUGCUGGGUCACGUUUACCCACUUCCAUCUUAGUCUUUACCCAGACAAGAUGCAUUGGUGCUUCUCUCCAGACUCAAGUUUAUUUUAAAAAAAAUGUUUUCCCUUAUUCCUAUCCGUGGAUUAUCCUUCCUUUCCCCUUUAAUUUCUCUUCAAAACACUGUAUUUUUCCUGUGCUUUCCUCCCUCAGGUCGCCCCUUCCCCACCGAGUCCUUUUUGUUUACAUUCCUCAGCUGUUGCAGCCUCAGCACGAGGCUUGUGUUUCUUCGGGUUGAGUGCUCAGGGCUUUGGGAAGCCUGUAGCCUCAGCACGAGGUUUCUUUGUUUACCUUUUGCUUUUCGGGGCUUUGGGGAGUUGCGGAGCUUUCCAUUCGAUCCAGCUGGUCAGCGGAUCUCCGCAGAGGCCCAGGGCAACAGCAGUUCAUCCCAGACUGCUGAGGUCUCAGCGGGGGGCCUGUUUCACUUUAUUUGCAAGGUUUGCAGUACCACGGAGCCUUCCGAUCGGCUUGGUCGAUUGAGGGACUGCUGCGGAAGCCCAGAAUGACAGCUGAUCGUCCGAGCUUUGUCCAGACAAUCGCGGCUACCGACGAGUCACCACGUGGCUGGCAGCCACCAUUUUAUUUUUUUGGGCAAGGCCUGUUCUGCAGGGCCGGCGUUAGGGCCAUAGGUUGAUCGCCAUGUGGCUGGCGGUUGCCAUUUUGGAAUUAAAAAA
Molecule: messenger RNA, 3664 nt
Organism: Crotalus tigris (Tiger rattlesnake)
Lineage: Eukaryota; Metazoa; Chordata; Lepidosauria; Squamata; Viperidae
Gene: NUS1
Product: NUS1 dehydrodolichyl diphosphate synthase subunit
Exons: 5
Coding region: 197-1063 (288 amino acids)
Cellular component (GO): dehydrodolichyl diphosphate synthase complex; endoplasmic reticulum membrane
Molecular function (GO): ditrans,polycis-polyprenyl diphosphate synthase [(2E,6E)-farnesyl diphosphate specific] activity
Source: RefSeq, a predicted model, not a curated record